Messenger RNA from Brachypodium distachyon (stiff brome), 1732 nucleotides. Its product is annotated as putative alpha-L-fucosidase 1. Gene Ontology annotation, biological process: fucose metabolic process; glycoside catabolic process. Lineage: Eukaryota; Viridiplantae; Streptophyta; Magnoliopsida; Poales; Poaceae. The transcript has 3 exons. Gene Ontology annotation, molecular function: alpha-L-fucosidase activity. The coding region runs from base 83 to 1549 and encodes 488 amino acids. The record is from RefSeq and is a predicted model, not a curated record. Gene Ontology annotation, cellular component: lysosome.
AAAUGCAUUGUCACUGUAUAUACAUACCAGCUCAGCUGCUCCUGCGCCCGACUCCACAACGGAAGACCGAUAGAUAUAUAACAUGGGAGUCGCGUCACUGACGCUGCUGUGCCUAGUGGCCGCCGCCGCAGCCGGCAUGGCUUCCUCAGCGCCGGGGGCGGGGCCGCGAGUGCCGCCGCCGCUGCCGGUGCUGCCGAUCCCGAACGCGGCGCAGCUGGCGUGGCAGCGGCGGGAGGUGAUCAUGUUCUUCCACUUCGGGAUGAACACGUUCACGGACUCGGAGUGGGGCACGGGCGCCGAGGACCCAUCCAUGUUCGCCCCGGCGGCGCUCAACGCCACCCAGUGGAUGGACGCCGCGUCCGCCGCCGGCGCCUCGCUCGCCAUCCUCGUCGCCAAGCACCACGAUGGCUUCUGCCUCUGGCCCUCCGCCUACACGGCGCACUCCGUGCGGGCCAGCCCGUUCCACAACGGCGCCGGCGACGUCGUGCGCGAGUUCACCGACGCGGCCCACGCGCGGGGCAUCGACGCCGGCCUCUACCUCUCGCCCUGGGACCGCCACGACGCUCGGUACGGCCGGGAGGUCGAGUACAAUGAGUACUACCUGGCCCAGCUCCACGAGCUCCUCACACGGUACGGGAAGGUGUCGGAGAUCUGGUUCGACGGCGCCAAGGGGAAGAACGCGACGAACAUGACGUACCAUUUCCAGGAGUGGUUCCAGACGGUGAGGCAGCUGCAGAGCUCCAUCAACAUCUUCUCCGACGCCGGGCCCGACGUCCGAUGGGUCGGCGACGAGCAGGGCUUCGCCGGCGCCACCUGCUGGUCCACCGUCAACCGCUCCAUGAUCACAAUCGGGGCCACCGGCAUCGAGAAGUAUCUGAACAACGGCGACCCGAGGGGGACGGACUGGGUGCCGCCGGAGUGCGACGUGUCGAUCCGGCCGGGGUGGUUCUGGCACAAGAACGAGACGGCCAAGCCGCGGAGCAAGCUGCUGGAGAUUUACUACAACUCGGUGGGCCGGAACUGCGUGCUCCUGCUGAACGUGCCGCCCAACUCCACGGGCCUCGUCGACGCCCGCGACAUCGCCAGGCUCCGCGAGUUCCGCGCCACCGUGACGCGCAUCUUCGCCACGGAUCUCGCCGCGGGCAGCACGGCCAGGGCCAGCAGCGAGCGCGGCGCCGGGUUCGCGGCGGGGAACGUGCUGCUCGACGACGCCGGAGAGACGUACUGGGCGCCGACGGCGGAGGACGGGCGGCGGAACGGGUACUGGAUCGAGCUCCGGCGGCCGGCGGCGACGAGGGCGAGGGCGUUCAACGUGGUGAGGAUACAGGAGCAUGUGGUGCUCGGGCAGCGGGUGGAGCGGCACGAGGUGUACGUGGACGGGGUGGCCGUUGUGGCUAAUGGAACCACGGUGGGGCACAAGCGGCUGCACCGGCUGCCCGUAGCCGUCGCCGGGAAGACGGUGAGGAUAUGGUUCGUUGCAAGGCGGGGCGUGCCGCUGGUGUCGGCGGUGGGCCUCCACCUCGACCCAUUCGCAACUAACGUGAUGUGAUGUGAUUGUCGUCCAAUAAUUGUUGUUGCGUGGGCCGUCGACGUCGUCCCAAAGAAGGACCAAGCAGUUCGUCGGCCCAUGCCCCACUGGCGGUAAAACAGCUGCAUUCUUUUGGAUCGAUCAAAAUCGAAACAUGAAUUCAUAUAUUCAAAACGUCGGGUUUGCUUGAUUUAAAUGCCGAAA